GCGUGGUGCGGGUGGCCUCGCAGCAGCUUGCGCGCCUUCCGAGGAGGUGGGCGCGCAGGUUGUCGCUGUUUCACGGGCCCAGAGCUUCUCUGGCCGAAUGGGCCCCACUCCGGCUCUAGAGCCUGCCGAGGAGGGGCUGCGGUCGGGGUUACUGAGGAGAGGGGAUUACAGCCAAAGCCUUUUCUCCGUGGCAGCUGAGCUGCCUUCACCUUACUUUGAAAAGGGAGUGGGUUCUUGGGCUUUUUGUGCGUGUUGCCACAUGCGAUCUUGUGGGCAAAGACCUGCCUGUUUAACUGAGCUGUUGUUUCAUAGGACGUUACUCAAGACCUAAAAGAGAGUGGAUUUGGAGUUUGGAUUUUAGUGGACCUAGUUUAGCAAAACAUGGAUUCAUUUCAGCUACCGUGCACGCUCACCCAGACAAUUACGUGAAUGAGAGGAUGGAAGAGUUCCGGGCUGCAUCAUCUUAGGGAGUCAGUGGUACUUCUGGCAAGUUCUGUCUUCCCUGGCUACUAUGGUUCGUGGCUCAGCACUAACGUGGGCCAUGUGGACUGCAGAUGAGAUUGCCCAGAUGUGUUAUGAGCACUAUAGGACCAGACUGCCCAAGCAGGGGAAGCCUGACCCCAACCGUGAGUGGACAUUACUAGCAGCCGUGGUAAAGAUACAACCUGCAGCUGACCAGGCCCAUGGCAUCACUAAUAAACCGGCACAAGUGACAAAGGAAGUUGUCUCAAUGGGAACAGGAACGAAAUGUAUAGGCCAGUCCAAAAUGAGGAAGAGCGGAGACAUCCUCAAUGAUAGCCACGCUGAGGUCAUAGCCAGGAGGAGUUUCCAAAGGUACCUUCUCCAUCAGCUCUAUUUGGCGGCUGCCUUGAAGGAGGAUAGCAUCUUUGUCCCUGGAACUCAGAGAGGGCUGUGGAAACUCAGGCCAGACCUCUCCUUUGUGUUUUUCUCCAGCCAUACACCCUGUGGGGAUGCCUCCAUCAUUCCAAUGCUCGAGUUUGAAGAUCAGCCCUGCUGUCCUGUCCGUAGAGACUGGUCCAGUAAGCCAUCAGAAGCCAGUGGUGACCUGGAAGCUCCUGAGGACACAGAGAGAUGUGAGGGCCUGGGUAGUCCUGUGACCAAAAAGAUGAGGCUUGAGCCCGGGACUCCUGACAGUGUAGCUCAGCAUCAGAGUUUUGGCCAUCAGGAAAGUGGCCCAGUCACACCAGACGUCAGCGGCUCUCAUUUUACUGCACAGGAACAGGCCCCUGUCACCAGAAUGGUCCCCGGUGGUGUCAAAGUGGUGGACGUUUAUAGAACCGGAGCCAAGUGUGUGCCCGGAGAAGCUGGAGACUCACGGCAGCCUGGUGCUGCGUAUCACCAGGUGGGGCUGCUCCGAGUGAAGCCUGGCCGGGGAGACCGGACUUGCUCCCUGUCCUGCAGUGACAAGCUGGCCCGGUGGAACGUCCUCGGAUGCCAGGGGGCACUGUUGAUGCACCUUCUAGAAGAGCCCGUCUACGUAUCAGCUGUGGUGAUUGGGAGGUGCCCAUACAGCCAGGAGGCGAUGCACAGAGCUCUGACCGGGAGGUGUCGGAACGUCUCUGCGCUACCCAAAGGCUUUGGAGUUCAAGAAGUGAAAAUACAGCAGUCUGGUUUACUGUUUGAACAGGGCCGCAGCGCCGUGCAGGCAAGAAGGGCUGAUGGCCCGGGCCGACUUGCUCCUUGUGGCGCAGCCAUCAGCUGGAGCGCAGUUCCCGAGCAGCCACUGGAUGUCACUGCCAAUGGCUUUCCGCAGGGAACAACGAAGAAAGCCAUCAGGUGCCUUCAGGCCAGAUCCCGGAUUAGCAAAGUGGAACUCUUUAGAUCAUUCCAAAAACUGCUAAGCAGUAUUUCGGAGGACAAGUGGCCAGACUCCCUCAGGCUGCGGAAGCUGGAGACAUACCACGAGUACAAGGAGGCCGCGUCUGCUUACCAGGAAGCCUGGAGUGCGCUCCGAAAGCAGGCCUUUGGAUCCUGGAUCCGAAACCCACCAGAUUAUCACCAGUUCAAAUAAGAAGGGCAAACUGCAUCAAGCAUGUUGGUGGCAGAGUUUUCCGGCUCUUCACACUGGACCGCUGCUUUCUUUUGUGCUGGACAAAACGGAGCUUUUCUUGUGGCCGAGUCAGGCAAAAAAAAAGAUCUGCCAUCUACCAGAGUGACCUAUCACUUCAGACAGAACUCUGGAACACGGAACAGGCUAUCCUUGAUUGAAGUCGCUCUCUCUGCUGAAAUGGCAUCUAGCUGAUGACCUUCGCAUCUGUGCUGACUCGUGUGUUAUUGCUUCUCUAAAAUAAUGGAAUAACGUGGAAAGGGAUGCUUUAAAAGGACUCUGUGGUUGCUGUGUUUUGUGUGUUCUUGCUUUGACAAGUGUUUAUGGGGUGGAGAUGAUGUUCAGGUCUGCACGUUUUAGCGCUUCCUUUGGUGUUGUGGACGGAUUUUCUCUACCCAGCCUUUCUUCCUGGGAGAACUACCCUUUCCUGUUCUACCCACGGCACUUGGUUGAAGCAGACCUUUCUCCCUGGCUGUGAGAGUGGGAGCCAGCCCGACAAUCCCGGAACUGCUGCGAGAGCUAGCAGGAAAGAGUCUCUCUCUUGUACCAGGAGCUAUAAAGGCCACAGAGUCGUGGGACCACCUGUGGCUGCUUUUGCCACCACACAGCAACGGGCAGCUUGAGAAUGAAGGCAGUCAAGAAGGAAAUCUGUUCCCGUGACCUUGUCUGGAUGCCCCUGCUCACCCAGGACUCCCAAUCAUUUCUGCCUGAAAGCACGGGCCUAACUGCCUCAUUUUAUGGAGUUUGCCAGUGCCAAGCCUUAGCUCACCGUCUGGGGAAACGAAGCUGCUACGGAGAAAAUGACCCUCCGUGGCUGCCGCGCUCGGCUUGGAAGGGAAUCAGGCCCCAUCGGACUGGGUCGUGUCUGUGGCUGGUGGAGAGCUGCCUACACCUGGGCCUUCGCUCCGUUUGUUGGCCUGGAAGCAGUGUUCUGAGCAAGCCUUCACCCAAUUUUUCCAGUUUCUAAAAGCCAGUUUCCUUGCAGGCUAAUUAAGUGGCUGAGGACAGCAUUAGAUUUUCAACUAGCCCUGUCCUCUUGGGAUGCUGUGUGGAGAGGCCAGAUGAGCUGGGAAGAGGAGGCCCCGCACAGCAGGAAGGUGACCAGGACUAGGAAGUGGCUUCUCCGUUGAAAGAUGGCGGACAUGUGCUCGCUCGCACAGUUCUU
Molecule: messenger RNA, 3233 nt
Organism: Enhydra lutris kenyoni (northern sea otter)
Lineage: Eukaryota; Metazoa; Chordata; Mammalia; Carnivora; Mustelidae
Gene: ADAT1
Product: adenosine deaminase, tRNA specific 1
Exons: 11
Coding region: 512-2032 (506 amino acids)
Biological process (GO): RNA processing
Molecular function (GO): adenosine deaminase activity; RNA binding
Source: RefSeq, a predicted model, not a curated record